AUGGACGCCGAGCGAGAAAACCUUUUCACCGAACUGAACGACGACAAGCAUUCCCUGAUGCGUGCAAAACUGUCUCCUGGAUAUUCGGGCAAGGAUAGCCCUGAAUGUGAGCCUAGUAUCGACCAGAUGGUCAUGGACGUCGUGCGCUUGAUCAAACGGAAAUAUCUCUCGGUGGGAUGCAACGUCAAGCCGCUCGACUGGGCCCAGCUCGCACAAUACUUCAUACUGGCCGUGAUCACAUAUCUCUCCCUCGGUGAGGCAUUCGGGUUCGUCUCUGACGACACGGAUAAAUAUACCUAUGUGAAGUCCAUGGAGGACAACUUCCCUAUCAUGAAUGUCUUCUCGGCAGGGCCGUUGCUGUCAGCUAUCGCCAGAAUCCCGACAGUACAAGCCAAUCUUGUGCCUUCACCAAAAGAGUGGGUUAGGGAAGGCCAAAGCGUGGGUUAUCGAGAAGUUGCUCGCCAGAUCAUAGCUGGCCGUUUCUCUGGUGAGAAGGCAGGACGCUACGAUAUGGUAACGUCGUUCAAGAACCAUGGGUUGUCGGAACUCGAGAUCUCAGACGAAUCCCUGUUCCAACUCCUGGCCGGCUCUGAUACGACGGCAAUCAUCUCGGGGCACAAGGUGAUACGCACAAUGGCGUCUACCUUCCUCCCGGGACUGAAGUCGCCUUUUGCGCUUGGAAUAUGCAUCGCCAUAAUACAGAGGUAUUACGGUGCUGAUGCGGAAAUCUUCCGGCCCGAGCGCUGGCUGGAAGCAUCUCCCGAACGCCUAGCUGUCAUGGAAGAGGCACACCAUCUUGUCUUCGGCAAUGGCAGAUUCCGCUGCAUGGGCGAGAACAUUGCAAGGUUAGAGCUGAACAAGAUCUUCGAGAGGAUCCGAAAGUUCGAUUAG
Messenger RNA from Cladophialophora bantiana CBS 173.52, 891 nucleotides. RefSeq lists its product as uncharacterized. Gene Ontology annotation, molecular function: iron ion binding; oxidoreductase activity, acting on paired donors, with incorporation or reduction of molecular oxygen; monooxygenase activity. The coding region runs from base 1 to 891 and encodes 296 amino acids. NCBI's taxonomy places the organism in Eukaryota, Fungi, Ascomycota, Eurotiomycetes, Chaetothyriales, Herpotrichiellaceae. The record is from RefSeq and is a predicted model, not a curated record. The transcript has 4 exons.